Messenger RNA from Sebastes umbrosus (honeycomb rockfish), 3769 nucleotides. It is a transcript of the gene esrp1, whose product is annotated as epithelial splicing regulatory protein 1. The transcript has 16 exons. Gene Ontology annotation, biological process: regulation of RNA splicing. Lineage: Eukaryota; Metazoa; Chordata; Actinopteri; Perciformes; Sebastidae. Bases 231 to 2573 code for a protein of 780 amino acids. Gene Ontology annotation, molecular function: mRNA binding. Gene Ontology annotation, cellular component: nucleoplasm; ribonucleoprotein complex. The record is from RefSeq and is a predicted model, not a curated record.
GAGCGUGCAGCCAUUACUCCGCGAUGGUGACUGCGGGAGGCUUCACUAACAUUUAACACGCGACCAAACUUGGAUUUACAAACCUCACCUUUACGCUCAGGUGAUCAAAGUAAAGGUGUUUAUACCUCUCGGCUCACCGCGUGUCUCCUCAGUUACUGUCCUUUAUAGCCUACUUUUUGUGCAGCAUUAGAUUAGUUGUGUGUGUUUUUUUGGGCUGUGUUUGUGUUCAGAUGACGGCGCAGGUAGAUUACCUGGUGGUGGUUUUCACCGCCACAUCUGGCGCGAGCGGAGAGCUGCUGGGAUCUGACGAGAAGGAGCUCGUGCAGUUGGUUUGGCAGCUCGUGGAUGUAAAGAACAAAAAGUUGGGCAAGGUGAAUGAGCUCCUCAUUAAGCCUGACCUCUCAGACCUGACAGAAGAAAAAGAGGAGGAGGAAGAUGUGGUGGAGGAGAGCGUAGAAGAGGAGAAUAGCUCCAGAGCAGAUAAUGUCUCCACAGCCACAAGUCUGGAGACGGCAUUAAACCUGUUUCAUCUACAACUGACAAACGAGGUGAACAGCGCGGGCGCAGGCACGUCGGUGUGUUUGUGUACAGACGGGCAGCUCCACAUCCGUCAAGUGAUACACCCCGAGGCCGCAAGCAAGAACAUCCUGGUCCCAGACUGUUUCUACUCCUUCUUUGACCUUCGGAAAGAGUUCAAGAACCACUUCCCCUCACCUGACCCCAAGACUUUGAAUGUGCACAUCAUGGCAGAGUCUCUCAGUAUACCUGUUGACGUGCCCGCCAUGUGGGACCCGUCAUCCACGCUGGAUCCGUCAGCCAUAAUGCCUGCAGAAGUAGCAGUUCAGCAGGUCCAGAUCAUGGGCAGCAUCGUCCUUGCCCUGCUUUCUGAGCCAUUUAGCCACACGUUUCCUACCCAGGAGAGAGUCAGUGAGAAGUUUGAGACCGGCACUUGCAGUAAGAUGGAGAAAGUGUGUGACAACACGGUGAUCAGAGCCAGAGGGUUGCCAUGGCAGUCUUCUGACCAGGACAUCGCUCGAUUCUUCAGAGGACUCAACAUUGCCAAAGGAGGGGCUGCGUUGUGUCUUAACGCUCAGGGGAGGAGGAACGGAGAAGCUCUAGUUCGUUUUGUCAGUGAUGAACACCGAGACCUGGCACUGCAGAGACACAAACACCACAUGGGCAACAGAUACAUAGAGGUUUACAAAGCAACAGGAGAGGACUUCCUGAAGAUAGCAGGAGGUACCUCCAAUGAGGUAGCAAUAUUCCUGUCCCGCGAGGACCAGAUCAUAGUGAGGAUGCGAGGUCUCCCUUUCACCGCCACACACGAGCAGGUGCUCACCUUCUUCUCCCCGGGGGAGGGCCUCAAAGAGACGUGUCCGGUCAGCGGAGGGAAGGACGGCAUCCUAUUUGUUCGCUAUCCAGACGGGCGUCCCACUGGCGACGCCUUCGUGUUAUUUGCCUGCGAGGAACACGCCCAGUGUGCUCUGAGGAAACACAAGGAAAUCCUGGGGAGAAGAUAUAUUGAGCUGUUCAAGAGUACAGCAGCAGAGGUCCAACAGGUGUUGAACCGGUACUCGUCGGCCCCUCUGAUCUCUGUGGCCCCUGCCCCCUUGGUGUCAAUGUUGCCCCCAGUCUCUCUCCUGCCCCCUCCCUGUAGUGUGAGGGACUGCCUGAGGCUGCGGGGGCUGCCGUACACGGCGAGCAUAGAGGACAUCCUCACCUUCCUGGGCGAGUUUACACACGAUAUCAGACCACAUGGCGUGCACAUGGUCCUCAACCAGCAGGCUCGUCCAUCAGGCGACUGCUUCAUCCAGAUGACCUCACCAGAGCGGGCGAUUCAGGCCUCGCAGCGUCUCCACAAGCACGUCAUGUCCAGCCAGCGUGGGGCAAACAGCCGCUACGUGGAGGUGUUCCCCUGCAACACAGAGGAGAUGGGCCUGGUGCUGAUGGGAGGCUCGCUCUCACACGCACAUACACUUGCACACACCCGGAACAGGAGUGGGACAGGGCUAAGCCCGCCGCCAUGUCUAUCUCCACCAUCCUACUCCUUCGCCCCCAUUCCAUCUGUCAUGUCUACAGAGGCCGCUGCCGCCCUCUACCCUCCCAUGGGUCAGGUGAUGCUGGCCCCACGCCCCAUGCCACCUGGACAUGCCUACUACCCGGCCUCAGCGCAGCUAUACAUGAACUACGCAGCCUACUACCCAAGUCCACCUGGCUCACCUACCACCGUAGGUUUCUUCCCCUCCCCCUCCUCCCUCUCCUCCCAGGGGGGGUUGAUGCGCAUGCCAGGUCUGACAUACAACAGCAACGGAGUCAAAGACCUCAUUAACGCCAUGCAGGCAUACCAGUAUGCCCCCGAGGAUGCUCUCAUGCACGCCCAUGGGCCUGUGCACGCUCACGACCCGACCGGGACAUUGCUUACGCAGCCCAAAGAAUGGAGUCCCGCGGAGUCCAUGUCUCUCCUGAACAGCAGUCUGAUUGGUCAGUCCAGCGGAGGCGAUGCUCCUCUCAUGUCCCUCCCCGCUCUCAUGAACAAGCCGGCGGGACAGUACCUGGACCUGACCCUGCUGUAGGGUCACAAACAUACAAAGGUCAUGUGACAAUUUGCUAUAUGUCAAAGAUUUGUAAUGUAUUGUUAGGUUUUUAAAAAUAGUCUUUUAGAUGUGUUAUUUAUAUCUUUAAGAACAGAAAUUAAUGUAUUUUAUACCAAAAUCAUUGUGGCCUUAGCCAAGAAAUAGCAGUUGUUGUCUUAUAUUGCACAAUGUGUAUUUUAAAAGCUUUAUAGAGAUUUUUUUAACAUAUGUUAUUAUAUUAUAAUCAUUAUUUUGCUAGCCAAACUAGAGAAGAAUGACCUAGUAGCAACCGAGCUAAAUCUUUUCCAUGAGCUUCUCUGUGAAGAGUGAAAGUGUGUGUGAGUGUGUUUCAGUGUGAAAGAGAUGAAAAUGAGUAUUAUGCAUGGCUGUGUUGAUAACGUCUCAAUACUCAAUCUGUUUAUGCAAUACAUUUUAUGUGUUUAUAUACGUUUGAUACAGUACACAGUGAUUGUAUUGGAAGCUUUAGUGCAUGAAGAAGUUAGUAGUAAAACUUUAUGAUGUUUACAUAAUGCCAAAUAUCAAUGCACUGCUAAUCAACAAGACUACUAAUGAAUAUAAUAGCAGUUGAAUGAUAACAUAUAUGUUACACUGUGAGUUUGUCAAAUAGUCUGAUCCUGGCAUCAGGCUUCACUUACAAAUAUGUGACAUCUCACAGUUAUUAGCCCCCUCCUUUCCUUCUUAUGUACCCUACAUGGGUUUCUUUCCAUGUUGUGUAAUGCCAAUGUUGUCUUGCCCUUUGUUUUGGACUCACGUUUGAACAGAGGACAGUUCUCUGUAACCUAACCACAGGGUCACAAGCUCUCAUCUUACUGAGUGAAUCUCAGGAGCCUGGGGUGGCUUUUAUUACAUGUUUUACUCAGAUAAGACCGCAAAGAUGCGUCAGUCCUUGUCUUCUUUCCACCAUCUCAACGGACGCCAUGGAGCGAACAGGUUUUCCCUGCAGAAAUCCCUUCGCCAUUUCUCUUUUUAAUUAAAUCAUUUGGAGAGUAGAUGGAAAGUUGAGAAGGAUAGGAAAUGAAGGACACCUCUGACAUGUAACUUGUGAAUUAAAAUUGCCAUUUUUGCCCCGUUUGGGCUCCAUGUCGCUUUCUACAGUGGGACUUUAAACUCCUGCUCAGGACGUCCUGCUGUGGCAAUGCUGAAACAACAAUAAACAUAACAUGUGAAGUCUCUCA